AUGUCAUUUGCUGGGACAAAUUUUAGUUUGUCCCAGCCGGAUAUCAUGCAGAAACUAACGGAGCGCAUAGAUGACCUGAAGCAAAAAAUCACUGCUUGGGGGAAGCGGAUUCGACGAUUUAGCGAGAGGUCAAGGCGGUUCAACCAGAAUUGUCUCUUGCAGAGUGAUCAGAAGAGGCUCUAUAAAUCAUUGGAGCGACCAGAGGUAUGUGGAGCGGGCCCAGGACCGGAUCAGGCUGACACUGUCGCAUUUUGGCGUGGCCUGUGGUCAGAGCCCGUAAACCACAGCGAGGGCCCUUGGAUGGAAGUUGUGGCGAGCCAGAGUGCAAGUGUUACGCCUAUGGACCCCGUCGCCAUAACGCCUGAAGACGUGGCUGAGGCGGUCCGUAGGGCCCCGAACUGGAAAAGUCCGGGGCUCCACGGGCUGCAUCAUUACUGGCUGAAGGGAUUCGUAGCGUGUCACGCUGUGCUUGCCCGACAGUUUCAAGAGGCUCUCGAUCAGAAGUCGCUCCCGAGCCUCUUCACUACUAGGAUUACUCAUUUGGUUCCUAAAGAUCAGGAUACCCACCAUAUAUAA
Parnassius apollo (apollo) is the source of this 576-nucleotide messenger RNA. The record is from the annotation of a GenBank genome assembly. Lineage: Eukaryota; Metazoa; Arthropoda; Insecta; Lepidoptera; Papilionidae.